Molecule: messenger RNA, 1564 nt
Organism: Trichomonas vaginalis G3
Lineage: Eukaryota; Parabasalia; Trichomonadida; Trichomonadidae
Product: MULE transposase domain-containing protein
Exons: 1
Source: RefSeq, a predicted model, not a curated record
AUGGGAAAAUCAUCUAUAUUUAAUCAAAAAAGAGCAAACUUUACAGACGAAAAUAAAAUAUUUAUCAGGGAACAAUCUGAUAAAUACCAAAAAUCAACAUCGAGAGAUGAAAAAACGAAUAUAAUCAAACAAGUUCUUCAAUAUUUUAAUAUUAAAUACGCCGAAAAUGAAUCUAAAGCUGUCAGAAGAUAUUUUAGUUAUAUUGCAGUUAAAAAUAUUCCCGCAGUUACUGGAAAAUAUCCUGAUACAAUUGUUCGCAAAGAUAUGCUUUAUUCGCAUGAUCAUACAAAUAUUAUUAAUUCAAAUAAUAUUGAACGUUACUACCGUUGCAUCGAUCAUUCUUGUCAAGCACGUUAUUUAGUUAAAAUUGAGAACAGUUCAGUUUCCGAAGAUUUACAAAAGGAACAUAUACCCGAAUGCAGACAAUUUAAAAAGUUACAAAAUGAAAAAAAUGAUCUUCAUAAAUCAAUGACUCUGACAGAAAUAUACAAUAAGGCAAUGGCAAAAUUUUCUGAAGACAACGGCACUUUUCAGCAGAUUAAAAAAUUUAUGACAGAACUUGCUGUUGGUACUGAUGAAAACCCAUUAAUUAAAGAUUCAUUGGUCAGGGAAGUUUAUAAUAAGUCCAGAAAAUUUUCUGUUGGAGAAAAAAUUACAGACGAUGAAAUUGCUAAUUUUUGUUUAAUAAAUGGCGAGCAGUUUUUCAUUGGCCAUGAUUUUCAAGCAAAUUGUGAGACGAUGUUUUUUGGUUUUGAGAAGGCAAUUCAAUUUGCAAAAGAAGCCACAGAUUUAUUUUGCGAUGGAACUUUUAAAAUUACACCAAAACAUUUUCAAAAAGGACAGAUGCUAACAAUUAUGAUUUGUGAACCUUCAACAAAUCAAUAUCUACCACUUUUAUUUAUAUUCAUGAAAAACCGCACAUUUGAAUCUUAUAAGAAGGCAUUUGAAUAUAUUUUUACUGUCAAGGGUAUUCAAUUUUCAAAGCUAAUUCAAAUUCAUUGUGAUUUUGAAAAGGGAAUGAUAGAGGCACUUCAACAAAUUUUCCCUAAAGUCCGUAUAAUUGGAUGCCUAUUUCAUUUCAAACAAGCUUUACACAGGAAACUUGUAGCACUUUAUACAAAAAAUUUCAAUACUUUACAAAAUUCUUUAUUUAAGCUAUAUUCUAUUACUCCAUUCAUGUCUCAUGAAGAAUUUGUACUUACAAUGCAUAUAAUUAAUCAAAAUAAAGUUGAUUCGAUCAAAGAUUAUAUUGAUUAUUUCAACAAAGUUUGGUUGCCGCACUACAAUUUAAUAUCUCAAUAUAAUAAUGCAACUGCAAUAUUCACUAAUGAUUGCCUCGAGAGUAUGCAUUCAGAAUUUUCUUCGUUAAAACAUCCAAACAUUUAUGAAGCUAUUAAGAAGAUAUCUCAAAUCCAAUUAGAUAAAUAUAACGCCAUCAAAAAUAACCAGAAGAUCGAGCGCCAUAUAAAAACCGUUAUCACUGAUAGCUACAAAAAUUAUAUUCUUGACUGCUUUCAAAAAGAACUUGAGAAAACAAUUUUUUCUAUCAAACAAUACAACGUAA